AUGUCUUCCAACGAUAGUCCAGAUACCCCCGAUACUCAGGCAAACGAAAAUGAUUUCCAAGAAGCUCCGCCUUAUUGGAAUCUCGAUGAUCCACUGAAGCAUGCUCCUCCAAGGCCAGAAGGCGACCCAUGGGAGACCCUUUUGAAGCCAUUGUUGAAGAACGAUAAAAUGCGCUGCGAUUCAUGGAAAGACGAGGUACAAAACCUUCUUAUUUUCGCUGGACUGUUCUCUGCUGUAGUCACGGCUUUCAUUGUAGAAUCAUACAAAUCUUUGCAGCCGGAUCCGAACGAUACAAUCUUGAUUCUUCUGUCGAACAUUGCAAUACAUAUCGACGGCGCUUCCCGCUCUAAUUCUACAGCACUUCCCCUCGUGCCGCUUCCGUUCUCUCCAACGCCUUCAGCUGUCAGAGUCAACACCUUCUGGUUCAUCAGUCUUGUUCUCAGUCUGACCACGGUCCUCGUGGGUAUCAUCGCUCUCCAAUGGCUGCGAGAGCACCAGUCCUACUCGACGAACCUCACGUCUCGCCAAAAGUAUGCCUUGUUCAUGAUGAGAGCCGAUGGAUUAAAGACGUGGCACGUUCCCAAGAUUUUCACGAGCUUGCCAUUGCUCCUCCAGUCGGCCUUGAUUCUUUUUUUCGGGGGAACCAUCGACUUUUUGCAUGCGAUUGGGCACCUAGAUGUCACCAUCCCAGUUACUGUUAUUAUUGGCGUUGUCCUGAUCUUUCUUGUUGCGACAACCAUACUUCCAUGGCUUCAGAUGUUUGUGCUCUCCCUCAGACUCGCAACACACAAGGAUCAUUACCCUUCUGGUUCUGGGGAUGAACGAGCAUUGUAUCCAGAAGAGAUAUACAACAGGCCACCCAGCCAGUGUCCUUAUAAAUCUCCUCAGGCACGCGCGGUCAGAAACCUUGGGAUCACUCUGCAUCAACUGCGGCAUAGGAUAGGCCGAUACUUGCGCCGUUUGCACUACCGAUAUGCUCCUGGAGUGUUUUUGCCUCGCUUUCGGAAGACAACCCCCAAACCAGAAGAUUUUAAACCAAUAAACAACCUUGUUCAAUACCCUAUUAUGCGUUCGUUCUUGUAUCCAAAAUGGACCGACUUUGAUUUGGAAUGGGUUGCCCUGCGUGAUUAUUACAUGCGGGACGUUUUUAAGCAUUCGAUAAGCCAGCGUGGCCAUGAUGAACUAGAGACUGUGCCAAUCCAUGAUAUCAUACACGGUCUACGCGAGCAAAGUCAACAAGAUGAUUUGUUUUCUGCGGCGUAUUACUCUUUCACCGAGAUCUCUCAGAAAAUGUUGAAACCUUCCAUCACACGCGGGAUGUUCCAGAGCAUCGACGAUUUCUGUCUACAAAGCUCACACCUUCAUGAUCUUUUAGGAUCCCGCUACGGUGUGUUGCUGCCCAAGUGGGUGGUUGCUGACCAGGCACCCUUGAAUCUGCAUGCCCUUGUAAAAAGACUAUCGAUUCCUUUGCACCAACAAAAUGUGGAGGCAUUCCUAUUCUAUCGUCAACAUGGUAUUGCCACCAGCAUGAAGACCGAGCUUAGGAUCCGCCUCUUAACCUAUUUAUUCCAUAACAAGGAUGUGAUUGUCCCAAAGGAUUUAAACCGCAUUCCGAGAUGCCUUAGAUUCAGGCUAAUAGUUGAUGUAUGGACUGGUCAAUUGCCGUACAACUUGGACGAAUUUUCAGCUUAUGCUACACCGAUUGCCGAUUUCACUCGAAUCCUGUUACAGAAGAUCCAAGAAAACUCUGAUCCAACGUCGAUUGUCAAUAAUGCAUUGGUACGGCGCGAGAUCAUUCAACCGUUUUUAACGACCUCCGCCCAUUGCGCUCUAGACGCCUUUGAAUGCGGGGAUGCUUUGAAAAGCUUGAGCGACACCUACCAGUCUAUAUUCGUCUAUAUAGAAGAAGCUCUGAGAACAGAAAUGGUCCUGUGGACCCCAGAACAUUGUCGCCCGAGCCUGUUCUUCUACACUUCGUCUGUCUUUGCGUACGCUGCUACCAAGCCUGACGGCUUCCGCUUCAGCCAAUGGGCCUCCCCAAAAAAUCACUUUCGCUCCAUGUGCGACACCAUAUGUGAAUACCGCCGACGUACCAUCGAUCACAGAAUAUCUGACCGUACCAUCGAAGAACAGCUCGGUUACGAAUAUAGAAACCCUAAAAGAUUUUCAAAGGCGUGGUGGGACCUGUUGGAUUCUCGCAAAUGGCCAAAUGAUGCUUUGGAAUCUUCUUCGCGUGUUUCUAUGGAACAACUGACACCUCUUCCAGACACGCCUGCACCCUCCCUCGUAUCCUCACAAGGGUCAAAACUCGAUUCUUUGCAGUGA
This is a messenger RNA of Psilocybe cubensis, 2325 nucleotides long. RefSeq lists its product as uncharacterized. The transcript is spliced from 3 exons. The record is from RefSeq and is a predicted model, not a curated record. NCBI's taxonomy places the organism in Eukaryota, Fungi, Basidiomycota, Agaricomycetes, Agaricales, Agrocybaceae. The coding region runs from base 1 to 2325 and encodes 774 amino acids.